Rhinichthys klamathensis goyatoka is the source of this 705-nucleotide messenger RNA. Its product is annotated as protein LIAT1-like. Gene Ontology annotation, biological process: positive regulation of transcription by RNA polymerase II. NCBI's taxonomy places the organism in Eukaryota, Metazoa, Chordata, Actinopteri, Cypriniformes, Leuciscidae. Gene Ontology annotation, molecular function: transcription coactivator activity. Bases 1 to 705 code for a protein of 234 amino acids. The transcript has 2 exons. Gene Ontology annotation, cellular component: RNA polymerase II transcription regulator complex. The record is from RefSeq and is a predicted model, not a curated record.
AUGCAAUAUUCCCUAAAAAAGAAGGCCGUGGAUUUCCUGGUGAGGUGUAAGGCGGCGUGCAGCGGCCUCUGGCCAGUGUGCAAUUCAGUCCGAUAUAAAGCCCUCGAUCCGGAGUCAGUCCGAUAUAAAGCCCUCGAUCCGGAGUCAGUCCGAUAUAAAGCCCUCGAUCCGGAGUCAGUCCGAUAUAAAGCCCCCGAUCCGGAGUCAGUCCGAUAUAAAGCCCCCGAUCCGGAGUCAGUCCGAUAUAAAGCCCCCGAUCCGGAGUCAGUCCAAUAUAAAGCCCUCGAUCCGGAGUCAGUCCGAUAUAAAGCCCUCGAUCCGGAGUCAGUCCGAUAUAAAGCCCCCGAUCCGGAGUCAGUCCGAUAUAAAGCCCCCGAUCCGGAGUCAGUCCGAUAUAAAGCCCCCGAUCCGGAGUCAGUCCGAUAUAAAGCCCCCGAUCCGGAGUCAGUCCGAUAUAAAGCCCUCGAUCCGGAGUCAGUCCGAUAUAAAGCCCCCGAUCCGGAGUCAGUCCGAUAUAAAGCCCCCGAUCCGGAGUCAGUCCGAUAUAAAGCCCUCGAUCCGGAGUCAGUCCGAUAUAAAGCCCCCGAUCCGGAGUCAGUCCGAUAUAAAGCCCCCGAUCCGGAGUCAGUCCGAUAUAAAGCCCUCGAUCCGGAGUCAGUCCGAUAUAAAGCCCCCGAUCCGGAGUCAGCGCUUUUAACAAUGUAG